AUGCUUGUUCUUCUUGUUGCAGGAUAUGGCCAGACAGGACCCAUGUCACACAGAGCAGGUUAUGAUGCUAUUGCUUCUGCUAUGUCUGGUCUAAUGCACAUCACAGGACCUGAGGAUGGAGAUCCUGUUCGCCCAGGAGUGGCCAUGACUGAUCUCGCCACUGGCCUUUUUGCCUAUGGGGCCAUUAUGGCUGGCCUCAUACAGCGUUACAGAACUGGAAAAGGACUGUUCAUUGAUUGUAAUCUACUGUCAUCUCAGGUGGCAUGUUUGACCCAAGUAGCUGCUAAUUAUCUUAUUGGACAAAAGGAAGCAAAACGCUGGGGCACAGCUCAUGGCAGUAUUGUUCCUUAUCAGGCCUUUAAAACCAAGGAUGGCUAUCUUGUAAUUGGAGCAGGAAAUAACCAACAGUUUGCUGUUAUAUGCAAGAUCUUGAAUUUGCCUGAAUUGAUUGAUGAUUGCAAGUAUAGAACAAACCAUCUUCGGGUACAGAAUAGAAAAGAGCUUGUGAAAAUCCUGUCGGCAAGGUUUGCAGAAGAAGUGACUGCCAAGUGGCUUUGUCUCUUUGAAGGAAGUGGGAUCCCAUAUGGCCCAAUCAACAGUCUAAAGGAUGUGUUUUCAGAAGCCCAGUUCUAUGAGUCCCAAAUUCAGAAUCAACUUCACCAGGUAUUGCACAAUGGCCUCGUUAUGGAGAUGAAUCACCCCACUGUGGGGAAGAUUUCAGUCCCAGGUCCAGCUGUAAGAUACAGCAAGUUCAACAUGUCAGAGGCAAAGCCACCUCCCCUGCUGGGACAGCACACAAGGCAUAUCUUGAAGGAGGUUCUCAGAUAUGAUGAGGGGGCUAUUGGGGAGCUACUCUGCUCUGGUGUGAUAGAGCAACAUGAAACCAAGUGACAGAGGAGAAUGUAUCUGAAAACUCUGCCUGGCUGGCCCAGAAAGUGAGUGCUCUGCUCAUGCCUCUCUCCAGUCUUGAUCCCACUUCAAAGCAUCGUGAGGAGAACUGCAGAUUACCUUCCUGGAAUCUCUGGGGUAACUUUAGAAUUAAAGUCUAGUGCCCAUUUAAAACUUACUGUUUUGACUUUUAUCUCUAGAAAAUAAUUUAAUUAUUGAUUUGUGGACUUUGAUUAAUUCUAAUUUUCUCAUCCAAGAGAAGCGAUAACUGUUUGGUGAUGAAACGUUCUCAUCGAAUUCUUCCACAAUGUACACAUGUAUGGAAACAUCAAAUUAUAAAUUGUAGUUUUGAUUUCUCAAUUGAAAAUAAAGGAAAACCAAAAAAUA
Messenger RNA from Grammomys surdaster, 1275 nucleotides. Its product is annotated as succinate--hydroxymethylglutarate CoA-transferase. NCBI's taxonomy places the organism in Eukaryota, Metazoa, Chordata, Mammalia, Rodentia, Muridae. The transcript is spliced from 9 exons. Bases 1 to 891 code for a protein of 296 amino acids. The record is from RefSeq and is a predicted model, not a curated record. Gene Ontology annotation, molecular function: catalytic activity.